Molecule: messenger RNA, 1839 nt
Organism: Hordeum vulgare subsp. vulgare (domesticated barley)
Lineage: Eukaryota; Viridiplantae; Streptophyta; Magnoliopsida; Poales; Poaceae
Product: aspartic proteinase 36-like
Exons: 11
Coding region: 41-1480 (479 amino acids)
Biological process (GO): proteolysis
Molecular function (GO): aspartic-type endopeptidase activity
Source: RefSeq, a predicted model, not a curated record
UAAACCCUUUCUUCCCCGAGAAACAUAGAACAGCUCUCCAAUGGUGGGCGUCGGGCUCCUCCGGCCCUGUUUUGCAGCAGCAGUGCUGCUCGGUGCGGUGGCGUUGCUUGCUGCCGGAGCCUCUCCUCAGCCCGUCGUUCUGAGACUGGAGCGACGGCUAGCAUCCUCCACGGAGAUGAUCAACAUCGACAAACUCCGACUGACCAUGCGUGGUCUGAUGCGUGAAGGUGUUGCUGAUCUCCCCGUGGUCGGCACAGGGAACAGUUAUUUGGCCGGCGGGCCAUAUCUGACACGUAUUCAACUGGGUAACCCGUCAAAGAAUUUCAGCAUGCUAAUUGAUACCGGGAGUUUCAUAUCAUGGGUUUCUUGCCAGACACCAGGUGGAUCUAGUGUUAGUUCCCUACCAGGACUAUUUGACCCUAGAUCAUCAUCUACAUCAUCUCUGAUGGCAUGUUCAAACAAGACAUGUCAAGCCAUGAUCCCUGAGUUUGCAGCGUGCAGCAAAUGGAGUGAUUCCUGCGAGUUGCAUGCAGGCUAUGGUCCUGGAGCUACUGCGUAUUCUAACACAACGGGAUACUAUAUAUCUGACAUGGUGCAUUUAGAGAUUCUCAAUGCAGUUGGACACACAUCUUCUGCUCCAGCCACUAUUAUUUUUGGAUGUAGCACUUUACUGUCAGGUGAACUGGUAGAGGCAAAAUUUAAUGGCAUUUUAACCUUUGCGCCGCAUCAAAUGUCCUUCAGUUCGCAGCUCCAUUCUCAGGGGUUAAUCCCUGGCGUAUUCUCUCUAUGCUUGAAGAGUGCAUAUUGGGGCAGUAUCCUUGUAUUUGGAGAAAUUCUGGAAGAGGGAAUUGUUUACACUCCAUUGUUACCUUCACCGAAAUAUUUUCAACUGUAUCUGGAGAGUAUUUCUGUGAAUGGUCAAGAGGUUCCAAUUGAACCGUCAGUUUUUAGACCAUCAGGUACACAUAUAACCAUUGCAGAUUCGGGAACUUCAUUGACUUACCUGGCAGAUGGUGCUUAUGACCCAUUCAUCAAGGCGAUAACCGCUGCAGUUUCUCCACAUGUACGCUCUAUGGUCAAGAAUUCAGAUCGAUGCUUCGUUACAUCUAUCAAUAUUGAUCUAUCAUUUCCAACACUGACACUGCGCUUUGCGGGCGGUGCUGUAAUGAAACUGAGGCCAAACAACUAUCUACAUUCUGAGGACCAAGUAAUUUACUGUAUUGCAUGGAAAAGGAACUAUGGUGAACAAAUAACGGUACUUGGAGAUAUUGUACUGAAAGAUAAAAUCAUUGUUCAUGAUUUGGAGAACAUGCUCUUUGGUUGGAUGGAUUUUGAUUGUUCUCGGCCGGUUAAUGUUACCAGCUCGAUUAGGAAGAAACAUGUCAGUUCUGGGAAUGUGUCAUCAUAUAAAAUCUGGACACUUACUGGGGUUGCUACCAUCAUUGCACAUAUCCUCAUCUUGUGUCAUUUCCACUGCUAGUUAGUGGCUCACCAUGCAAGGAUUUCAGAGGAGAUACAUCGCUUUUCGAGCAUCAGGAGUCAUGCUUUGGAUAAAAAAUUAACUACUGCAGCUGAACUUCAUGACUUUCUUUAUCAGGAUCAGAGGAGCAGCGUCAGUUCAUCGAGCAUCAGAAGUCAUGCUCUUAUUUUAUUGAACUUAAUUGCUGUUGAACCCUUGUAUUGUUCUAAGUCUAAUGAGACUAUUGCCGCACCAUCAUUCGUAUACCAGUGGUAUUGUAUUGCUGUUGAAAUCGGAGAGUGCUCUUUGUUCUGGACGCUUGUGCUGGAUACAUUGUACUCCCUUGGUUCCUAAAUGUGCUGGAUGUGAGUCUUCUUAGA